Nilaparvata lugens (brown planthopper) is the source of this 1784-nucleotide messenger RNA. RefSeq names its product lissencephaly-1 homolog. Bases 125 to 1318 code for a protein of 397 amino acids. Gene Ontology annotation, molecular function: protein binding. Lineage: Eukaryota; Metazoa; Arthropoda; Insecta; Hemiptera; Delphacidae. The transcript has a single exon. The record is from RefSeq and is a predicted model, not a curated record.
UGGCGAACACUCAAAACAAAAACAAUUCCGAUUUUUCUUGCAUUACGGUAGUUUUAAAAUAACUAUUUUUAAUAUUGACGGUUUAUUUAUCGUGUAAUAUAAUUUGUGGAUAUAGAAAAAGAAUAUGCUAAAUGGGCAAAUUGCUAGGCGAUCUAGCUGUUGGAGAAAACCAAUUCGUAUCAGUGGUUUCAAAUCAGAUCUGAAAAGAACAAAGUCACAGGAAUCAUACUUGAACCAAAUUCUGGAAUGCAUUAACGAACCAUCCAUCAGAAGAAAUAAUUUAAUACAAAAACAUUUAUUCCAGCACUAUCCGAGAUGUGAUGGUUAUUUCAUACACUAUGAUCAUUUCGAACACGAAACCAGAGGUGUAUAUAGUCUCUCGUAUUCCAAGUGUGGGAAAUAUAUAGUUAUUGGCUUUGGUAAUGGAUCAAUCAAAUUGCUGAAUAGAGAAACUUGGAAACCCCAAGUUUUUCUCAAAGGCUCAAAGAUUGGCCUGCCUAUCAACAGUAUCAAAUUUAGUAAGUCGAGUGACAGCAGUUAUUUUUUUGCUGGCAGUGAAAAUGGUACCAUUUCUGUUGGAACAGUCUCGCCACACUCAUAUGUCACAUUUGCCCAAGAAACAGGCAAUGCAAUCUAUACAAUGGACCUUGACAAGAAGGCUGAAAAUCUGUUGACAGCUGGUGAAGACUCAGUGAUCAGAGUUUACGACUGCAACACAAACCAGAAGAAACGAGAGUUAAGUGGUCAUGAGAAUAGGAUUUACUGUGUCAGAAUGAAUCCUGACGAUGAUAAUUGUUUCGUAUCAGGAGGACUCGAUAGAACAUUGAAAUUUUGGGACUUGAGGUCAAAUAAAUGUUUGUUGAAGAGUGAAAAAUCGUGUAUGUUAUUUGGAGAUGGAAUAGACGUGAAGAACGGGGUACUCGCUAUUGUCAGCUGGGAGGAGCCUCCUGGACAGAUUUGGGAUAUGAGGGAGAUGAGAAAAGUGAAGGAUAUCACGCCUAAAAACAGGAAAGUACAAAAAACUGGUAGUUUAACCUUGUGUGGUAAAUUCUUUCAUGCAAAUUCUGACAGUGCAGACUUGUUCAUGGCGGGUUCAAUGGGACAUGGCAGUAUGGUGUUCUAUUCAUUGAAAGAGGAAGCAGUUCUUCAUGCAUUCGUUGCAAACGAGACUAUCAUUUGUAUAGACUCCAGAGGACAUGAAGUUGCAUUUGGCGGAAAACAGAUGGGAUUAUACAUUGUCGAAUUCUUCCCAGAUAUUGAUUCCUUCGAAUCGGUUGACAGUAGCUCAUCCUACUCUGACUAUCAAGACUCAGACUAAUAUCUCAGUCAGUUUAUUCAUUAAUUGAAUAGAAGUUUGUCAAGGAUAAAUUACUUGGAAGAUUUAUCAGUCAAUACUCUCAUAUUCUCGGUUAUAGCCUACUGAGCUCUAUGUUGGUUCCGGCACAAAAUAUAAGGAUGCAGAUGAUGAUGAAUGAAAAUAUUUCUGCUAUCUGGGAAUAUAAUUGAGUAUCUAUAUUUUAUUAAAAGUUCUGUAUUUCCUAUAUAUACUUCAAUCAUUGGAUAUCUGAUUGAAGUAACAUCUAAUAACAUGACAAGGAAAAUAAAGAAUUUACCAAGAUUCACUGAAUGCAUUUCAAUAGUCUACAGUUUGUCUCUAAGCGGCUGUAAAUUCUAUUUAAACAAACACUAAAUCGAUAACCUGCAUUAAUAACACAAAUUUAAUCCAGGGAAUAAUUUCAAAUAUUGAAUUUCAUAUACGUAAAUUGCAGAUCAAUGGAGAAUUC